UAUGGAGAAAAAAAACAAGAUUGAAAUCGAUAUUUGUAAGCGUAAAUUUGUCAUAUAAUUUCUCAGUUGCACCGCCGCCAUCCGUUCUAUUCGUCACUCCGAGUUCAAAGCAAACUCGCUCUUCCCUCCGAGCCGACUCAAACGAAUCCCCGGAGUCAACUCAGAGUCUGCCCAAACUCCAAAGGCCCUAUUCCGCCGUUAAUCUCCUCUCUCAUUCUCUCUCCAACGCGACAGUUCUCUCACCUGCGAUGUCUACUGUGCCUCCCUUAACUACUUCCUCUGCUUCCACUUCUUCUUCUACAUCUACAACUGACGCAGAAUCUCUUAGGAGAAAUCGAAUUCUCUCGAGCAAGCUGUAUUUCGACGUUCCUCUCUCGAAGGUUCCGUUGAUAUACGCACCCUCGUAUGAUAUUGCUUUUCUUGGAAUAGAGAAGCUGCACCCAUUUGAUUCUUCUAAAUGGGGUCGCAUUUGCCAGUUCCUCAUCUCGGAUGGCAUUGUGGGAAAAAAUCAUUUUGUGGAGCCCAUGGAAGCUUCAACGGAUGAUCUCUUAGUGGUGCAUCCAGAAUCAUACUUGAAGAGUCUAAAAAGCAGUUUAAAUGUUUCCAUUAUAGUUGAGGUUCCCCCUGUUGCACUGCUGCCUAAUUGUCUUGUACAGAAGAAAGUUUUAUACCCCUUCCGCAAGCAGGUGGGUGGAACCAUUUUGGCAGCAAAGCUUGCAAAAGAGCGAGGUUGGGCUAUAAAUGUUGGUGGAGGAUUUCAUCAUUGUUCUCAUGAAAAAGGAGGUGGAUUCUGUGCUUAUGCAGACAUUUCUCUCUGCAUACACUAUGCCUUUGUCCGGUUAAAUAUUUCAAGGGUGAUGAUUAUUGAUCUUGAUGCACAUCAAGGAAACGGACAUGAAAUGGAUUUUUCUGAUGAUAGACGAGUUUAUAUUCUGGAUAUGUACAACCCUGGAAUAUAUCCAUUUGAUUUUGAGGCGCGGAGAUAUAUUGAUCAAAAGGUUGAAGUGAGGAGUGGGAUGACAACAAAUGAGUACUUACAGAAAUUAGAUGAGGCACUUGAGGUUGCAGAGCAUAUGUUUGAUCCUGAAUUAGUGGUUUAUAACGCUGGCACUGAUAUUUUAGAUGGGGAUCCCUUGGGCAGGUUGAAGAUCAGUCCUGAUGGUGUAAGCAGUCGUGAUGAGAGAGUUUUCAGGUUUUGCCGUGAGAAGAAUAUCCCUAUUGUGAUGCUCACAUCAGGUGGCUAUAUGAAAUCAAGUGCUAGAGUUAUUGCAGAUUCAAUAGUAAACCUCUCCAAGAAAUGCUUGAUCGAUACAGGAAGUUCUGCAAAAGUCUAGUGCUUUGUGAAUGUUUCUUGCAUUGAAGCCCGAAUUACCCUGAUGCCCUAGUAUAAAUGUAUAAUAUAUACAAGAUAAACACUUGGGAGGGAUAGAAUUUGAGUCCAUCCUAUUCCAUGUCACCACAUCAGUGACACGUGGACGAGCUGAGGCCGAGGCAGCUCUCUAUCUCGAUUCACCCUGUAAUCACUCUUAUCUCCAAGGCUAAGCGAGUUCGUCAAAACAUGGAGUCUUAUGUUGAGAAACCAUCCUUUUAUGUACACAUGUUUGAAUCAUUUUUAGUUUAUUAAAUGGAUGUUAUACA
This is a messenger RNA of Malania oleifera, 1638 nucleotides long. RefSeq names its product histone deacetylase 2. Lineage: Eukaryota; Viridiplantae; Streptophyta; Magnoliopsida; Santalales; Ximeniaceae. The record is from RefSeq and is a predicted model, not a curated record. Gene Ontology annotation, molecular function: histone deacetylase activity. The transcript is spliced from 13 exons. The coding region runs from base 249 to 1334 and encodes 361 amino acids.